CACCCCACCCACCCCACCCCUACCCGGGUCUGGAUAAAGAAUUAACAGCAAAACACAGAUGAAGUGACGGACUCGAUUCGCCACUUGGGGGGCUUUCAAUCCCCAUCUUGUUGCCGCCAACUCCUCUUUCUCUUUCUCUCUGCCAACUCAGAACAAUCCGAAGCUUCGAGGCCGACGAAACGAGGAGAAGAGAUUUGCAGAGAAGAAAGGAAGGGAGGGAGGGAGGGAGGGAGGGAGGAAGGAAGGAUCAACUAUGCGAUUGUUGUGGUGGUGGUGGAGAGCCUGCGAUGCUGCAGCGGCAGAAGAAGCUCGUUGAUGGCCUUGCAAAUGACUUGGCAAUCGAAUUUCCAUCACAGGCGAAAGAACGCUCCUCCACUAGGGUUAAAGAAUCUUGGAAAUACUUGUUACCUCAAUAGCGUCCUUCAGUGCUUGACCUACACCCCUCCCCUCGCCAAUUUUUGCCUCAAGAAUCAACACUCCUCUCUCUGUGAUUCGACCUCGGAGGCCGACCGGAAGCGAGAUUGUCCCUUCUGCAUAUUAGAGAAGAGGAUAGUACGGUCGCUAAGCAUCGACCUUCCACUUGAUUCUCCUAGCAAGAUCCAAAAUUGUCUCAGGAUUUUCUCCGAGCACUUCCGGUCCGGGAGGCAAGAGGACGCACAUGAGUUCCUUCGCUAUGUUAUUGAUGCCUGCCACAACACCUGUCUUCGUCUUAAAAAGCUUCAGAAGCUUCAAUGUCGGAAGGGGGAUGAGUCUUGCAACGGUGCUAGUAACGGUGGCGGUGGCAGCGGCUUUGGUGGCGACACAAUUGUUAAGGAGAUCUUUGGUGGUGCCUUGCAGAAUCAGGUGAAGUGUCUCUCAUGUGGGGCGGAGUCUAAUAAGACUGAUGAGAUCAUGGAUAUCAGUCUGGACUUGUUCCAAAUUAAUUCUCUCAAGGAUGCUAUGCAACGGUUCUUCCAGGCAGAGAUCUUGGAUGGCAGCAACAAAUAUAAAUGUGAGAAGUGCAAAAAGUUGGUGGCAGCCAGGAAGCAGAUGUCUAUUCUCAAAGCGCCAAACAUCCUUGUAGUUCAACUCAAGAGAUUUGAGGGCAUACAUGGUGGAAAGAUUGAUCGUUCCAUUGCAUUCGAGGAUGUUUUGGUGCUUUCGAGCUACAUGUGUAAAGCAAGCCAGGAUCCAUGUCCAGAGUAUAACCUUUUCGGAACCAUUGUGCAUUCGGGUUACUCACCGGAGUCUGGUCACUACUAUGCAUACAUUAAGGAUGCAAUUGGCAGGUGGUAUUGCUGCAAUGAUUCUCAUGUUUCACUUUCAACUCUGCAGGAGGUUUUGUCAGAGAAAGUUUAUAUUCUUUUCUUCUCGCGUACGAACCAAAGACCCAAGCCAACCAAGUCUGCUUUUGCAUCCAAUGGAGUGAAGUCUCCUAAUUGCAAUGGUAGUGCUGCAAUAGGAAGCCCAAAGGCAGCUCUUCCGUUGAAGACAUUGCCCACAAAACUAAAAAGCAUUAAUUCCCAGGACAACAAUAUAUCAACAACGUUUAAGAUUGACAAAGUGCCUUCAAGCCCACGGAUUAAGUUUGGCAUCUUGAGAAAUCCUGAUAUUAAAAGAAUCAUUUCAAAUGGUGGACCUGUAGAAAAGCACGUGGGACUGAAAGAAUCUUUAGGUGUGGAUAGAAGUAAGAAUGAGGUAUCAUCAACAAUUGACAGGAAUGGCGCUAAUGAGAACGGAUGUCCUGAUAGUGAAGGGAAAUGCAGUUUAUCUUUACCUCAUCAAAAUGGUGAAAUCCAGUGUACUAAUGAUAGUUCAGUGAAAACGGUAGUAUGUGAGAAUAAUGAUGCAGGAAACCUGGGAACAUUGGGAAUGUUGCCUAAUUUUGACUGUGCAGUUUGCAAUGACAAGGACCAUCGCCUCCCUGAACUCUCAGGGUCCAAGAGAAAAUCAAUAGAGGAGACUUGCAUUUUGCUUGCACAAGAUGCUUCUUCUCAGGCAAAGUUGGAGAAAUUUAAAGAAGUGCUUGCUAAGGAUGCUUCUUCAAGUUUGCGUUCAUGUGGUUGGCAUGAUAUGGUUUACCAUUUUAUGCAAGAGAGGAAGAGAUUAUGUGUGCGAGAAGCAGGCAACUGUACCAGUAAUCCUGAAAUAAAGAAGAUGUUGAUUGUAGAUGCCAAAGAAAAUUUCCUCUUGCAAAUUCCUGAGCUAUUGAAGGAGCAUCUGGUUGAAUGCCUUAGAUCAUUUAGCAAGGAAAAAUAGUUUCUGGAUGCUUAGAUCGCUGAAACCGUCUCGUGCUCACUAUAGAGGCCUGGUGUAUAUUCUGUAUCACUGAUGCAUGAAAACAUCUCAAUGGUCGCAUGGUAUUUAGAAAUGUAAGUAUCGAAUGAUGAUACUUACAUUUGCACUGAACAUUGGAGAUGGGUGGAAAUUUUUGUAUCAUUUGAUUCUGUCUUUAGUAAUUUUAAUUCAUUUCAGGCGCAUCUGUGAAACUCGGGUCCAAGUAGAGAAUCUGAUAUGGAUCCUCAUCACAAAAUUUCAUCAUCUUUGAGGCAGUGCAGUUUUGAUAUGGCAGAGAAUGAGUGCAGAAUUAUAUACCAUUUUGUACAAUAUCCUUUUUGACAAUGUUGUUAACCCAUCCUCUUAUGAAUUCUUAAAAUUUUCCCAUCAAAGUAUGGUCAGAUAUAGCAUUCCGAAAAUAUAUUCAAUUGUUGAGUUUAUCCGUGGAUCAGAUAUCACAUUUUUUUUGGAAGUUAAUGGCUUUCUUCUUGUUA
Molecule: messenger RNA, 2750 nt
Organism: Macadamia integrifolia
Lineage: Eukaryota; Viridiplantae; Streptophyta; Magnoliopsida; Proteales; Proteaceae
Product: ubiquitin carboxyl-terminal hydrolase 25-like
Exons: 9
Coding region: 316-2238 (640 amino acids)
Biological process (GO): protein deubiquitination
Cellular component (GO): cytosol; nucleus
Molecular function (GO): cysteine-type deubiquitinase activity; cysteine-type endopeptidase activity
Source: RefSeq, a predicted model, not a curated record